AUGGUGGUGAAAGUGCGCGACUGCCCUAUCUCCCGUACGGAGAUAGAAAUCUGCUAUCAGUGCUUCGGCAACCCCGAUGAUGGACUGCCGGUGGUGCUGCUCAUAGGCGGCCUCAACAUGCAACUCACCGCGUGGGAUGAGUCCUUCUGCGAAUCCCUUGUGCGCGCCGGCUUCUACGUGAUCCGCUACGACAACCGCGAUAUCGGGCAUUCCACCAAGAUCGAGAACUGUGGUAAGAUCAAGGCGCCGAUGCUGUUGCUGCCCGACCGCGCGGCUCAGUGGCUGGGCGAGGAGCUCCCUUAUCAGCUGGAGGACAUGGCGGCAGACGCUUGGGCGCUUCUCGACGCGCUGCACAUCCCAUGCGCGCACUUAUUCGGUAUUAGCAUGGGCGGCAUGAUUGCGCAGACGGCGGCGCUACAGGCGCCGGAGCGGACGAUGAGUCUCACGAGUGUCAUGUCGUCGACGAACGCGCCGGACCUUCCGCAGCCGGAGCUUUGGGUAAAGCUUUGGAUGCUGCGCCGACCGCCGCGCAACUGCACCGUCGAGACGUUACUAGAGUUCCGCGUCCACUCGCUGCGCCGCCUCCUGCGCUACGCCUUGCCCCCCGACGGCGAGUACCUGAAGAGGCGGUUCUUGAUCUCGCUGCAACGUAGCUCCUACGCGGCCGGGUUAGUGCGGCAGGCCGCCGCGAUCCGCCGCGCCGCCGGUCGCGAUGCACUGCUGCAGUGGCUGCACGUCCCCGCCCUUGUCGUGCAUGGUGCGCAGGAUGUUGUGGUGGCGCCGAUGAACGGCUAUCGGACGGCGACGAUGCUGCCGUAUGCGCGGUUGCUCGUGCUGAAAAGCAUGGGCCACUAUUUCCACCCGGCCUUCUUCUCGACCAUUAUAUCAGCCUUUGUGGACAUGGCAGCCUCGACAGAUCCUGCGAGGCGAUACCUGGGCUCGGCGCUGCCUUCCGCGAGUGCGCAGGAGCUGCCGAUAACGAGCGGCGAUGGCGCCGACGGCCAGGGCGUGAGAGGGAAGUCAGGAGCUGUGGAGGCGGUGGGCUCUGGCGAUGACGAGGACGAACCGUCUGCCGAGCCAGGCGACGCUGUCGAUCCGAAGACGCACAUGAUGGCCUCACUGGGCGAAUACAUUGUGCCAGUCGUCGCCGAUGCUGAGUCUCCGAUCGGAAAGGCGGUCUGCCGGUCGGUCAUGGUGGCGGUACCGGGUGGCAACAGCAACCCUGCCGUCCCGGAGGCCGUCAUUGUGGAGAAUCUUUUUCAGCGUGAUCCCUACGCAGCGGUGAGCGUGCCGACACCAGCCAUCGUGAAGCGGCCUGCGCCGCCGUCGUCGCCAGAGUCGACACAUCGGCGGACCGCAACUGCGGUACCCACGGGCGAUGGACUGAUGAUUGGUUCGUUGCAGGAUGCCAGCAGGAAAGUGCAGCCGUCGUCGUCCUGUGCUGCCAAGCUGCACUUAUCUCCUCCUUUAUCACCCAUGGGGGGCGCUAAGCAGUUUGUGCUCUGCAGCCCCUCGUGCUGGCAUGAGUUGGAGCCGUUCCCUCAGCGCAGCGCUGCUGCUGCUGCUGCUGUGGGCGGAGCUGGAACAGCGGAGAUCAGCAGAGGUGGGGAUCCUUUGGCUGAGAAGGCGGCGGAAUGGUUCCCCGGCUCUUCCUCGUCAGUUGCCCUGGCUGCGGAGACGUCCACUUGCUCGGCCGGUAAAGGUGUCGGAGCGGUUGAGGCGCCGUCGUGGCAGCGACUUCCUAGCUUCCACCCAGUGGUGGUGGGGGUCACCCUGGAGGAGUACCUGCGCACGCACCCGACAGUGCAAAAGGGCAGUGACAUUAUUCCUGCCACUGCUACGGACAGCACGGCGGUUGCCGGAGCUGGAAGGCCGAGCAAGACAGCUGUAGCAGUCAACGAAAACGUCGACACGACACUCUCCGUUACCGCGGCGAAUACAGCAGCGGCGCCUCUUGAUGCGAUUUCGGCAGCUUCACCGAUGGCGCCUGCUGUUGCGGGCACCGGAGGCGGUGCGGGAACGGUGGAAGCCGCGUAUGGUGAGUCAGCUUCCUUCUCCCCCGCGUCCAGCGUCCCAUCGGAGGAGCGUCGCGCUGAUGAAGCCUUCUUGCACUGCGAGGCGUCGCAAGACUUUGUCGCUGCAACCUCCUUCACUUCCCUGUGA
Leishmania mexicana MHOM/GT/2001/U1103 is the source of this 2163-nucleotide messenger RNA. RefSeq names its product esterase-like protein. The coding region runs from base 1 to 2163 and encodes 720 amino acids. NCBI's taxonomy places the organism in Eukaryota, Euglenozoa, Kinetoplastea, Trypanosomatida, Trypanosomatidae. The transcript has a single exon. The record is from RefSeq and is a predicted model, not a curated record.